AUGGUUUUUCCUGCAUCUAGAACAACACCAAUCAGAAAACCUUUUCGAUGGAAACGUGAUCAUAGCAUUCUGUUUUUGAAAGAAGUCUUGGCUCAUGAACCUUACCGUUUCAAGAAAGGGUCAAAAGAAAGGGGUGAUGUGUGGAGCAAAAUUGCCAAUACCUUAAAUCAAAUACCACAUUCCUGGUUUUUAAAUGUGACACAGCGAAGUGUGCGCACACAGUAUGAAAAAUUGAUGGAUGAGUUUGUGAAGAAGGAUAAACAGGAAUUGGCUGCUUCAGGAAUUGAUGCUGAGUAUGAUGAGCUUGAUCAACUUUUGUAUGAUACCUUUGAAAAAUCUACUGAUGCAACUGCAGAGCUGGCAACACAAGCUAACAAAAAGCAAAAGAUAGAAAAUGAAGAAAAGCUUAUAAUCACAGAUAUAAGGACACAGGCAAUGGAAAGAAUGAAAGAACAUCCCAAACAGAUGAAGAGAAAGAGCACUGUACUCAAAGAGAUCAUAGAAAAAGGAAGGAAAGCUAAAAAUGAAUUAGAGGUAAAGCGAAUGGCUUUGGAGGAAAAGCGUCUUGAAGCAGAAAACGAAAGACAAGAAAUGUUCAAUCAUGUUGUGGACCAGGAGCAACAUCAGCAAUCCAUGCUUCUUGAACAACAGAAACAAGCAAGGGAAUUGCAACAAGAAUUCAUGCGGAUUCAGGUUGAGAAUCAAAAACAACAACAAGGUUUUUAUGAACAGCAGCAGAAAAUGCUAACACAGAUGCAAGUCCAAAAUUCACAGGUACAGCUAGAACUUUUGAGAGUUUUGAGAGACAUUCAAAAUGGUAGUGGUUCAAAAAAGUAAAUAUUUUGCAAAUGCUUGUUACAUUGUUUUAACACAAGCAUAAUUAAAAUUAAAUUGUUCAU
Molecule: messenger RNA, 899 nt
Organism: Dendronephthya gigantea
Lineage: Eukaryota; Metazoa; Cnidaria; Anthozoa; Malacalcyonacea; Nephtheidae
Product: interaptin-like
Exons: 1
Coding region: 1-837 (278 amino acids)
Source: RefSeq, a predicted model, not a curated record